UGAAAAUAAAAAGAUUGAAAAUGGUAACCACCGAAGGCCGGAGGGAAGUCUAAGCAUUCAGAGAAUCCUAAAUGAGGAUGCUGAUGUUUAAUGUUUGAAUUUAAAUUUGUAAUGUAAAAUUCAAUAAAAACAAUUUAAAAGAAAAAGAAAAGACCAAAGGGCUCCCUCUGGAUCCUUUUCUUUCUUUCUCUUUGUUCCACUAGGUGUUUGGCAGGCAAGUGGGAACGGAAGGAGCCCCAGUCACCAGGAAACCUCUGACCGGCUAGAUCAACCAUGUGGGAUGUCUCCAGGAGGUGGGACAGAAGAGGACCUCUGUGAGGACCACGCCUCUGGGGAUCCUCGUAGGCCGCAGAGGCAGUCCAGGAGCAAACCUGUUCCUUGUGGAAUAGGCAAGAUGAUAUUUGCCGGAACCCUGCCAGAGCAUAAGCCCAAGAGCUGCGUCGUGAUCAGCAUGGCACUGAAAAACUCGGGCCUCUACAAGAAGGAGAAGAACAUCGACGGGGCCAUCAUGUACCAGUGCACUGAGUGCAGCGAGAGGUUCACUCACAAGAAGCACAUGAUCGGCCACCGCAGAGUCCACAAAGGGAACACGCUGUAUGACUGCCCCGCGUGCGAGAAGAGCUUCGUCUGGAUGUCAGACCUCACCCGACACCAGAGAAUCCACACCGGGGAAAAGCCGUACGCCUGCUCCCUCUGCGGGAAGAAGUAUGGGUCGCGCUCAGGCCUCAUUCAGCACGGCCACGCCGGCGAGAAGCCCCACCGCUGCCCCGACUGCGGGAAGGGGUUUGUUUGCAAGUUGCACCUCACCCGGCACCAGCGGGUCCACGUCAGCAGGAAACUGUAUGCUUGCUCCGAGUGCGGUGAAAGCUUCUGCCAGAUCUCGCUCCUCUUGCUGCACAAAAGAAACCACGCUGAAGAGAGCCCGGCGGAGGUCAGGCUCUCAUCCUGAACCUCUGGAAUUCCACUGUCCCCUUUGAACUGUUUGCAGUCGUGCAUUUUCUUGUGUCGCUUCUCAGAAUUAUAAUUAGAAUUUUAUUGUUACGGUCACAGACCAGUUCCAGGUCACUUACAAUAUCAGGAAAAUCAUAAAACACAACAGGGAUACAUUGGAUUGCAAUUGGAUAUAACCGAGACAAUUCAGAUAUAGCAGCAGUUAAAAAAAUAUAUUAAAUCUUGAUCACUAAAAUAUAACCUAAAAUUAUCAUUUAAA
Molecule: messenger RNA, 1210 nt
Organism: Podarcis muralis (Common wall lizard)
Lineage: Eukaryota; Metazoa; Chordata; Lepidosauria; Squamata; Lacertidae
Source: RefSeq, a predicted model, not a curated record